AUGGGCACUGCAGCUGAAGCAUGGAAUGGGUCACUUCAACUCAUCAACACCUUGACACAGCUUUUCAAUCUGCACACAACUAUACGAUGCGUUUUAUUGUUUAUGAUGACUGGCGACUUCCACCAAAAGCAUGUUCUUGAUCCACCAAAAGUAUACGAGCCUCUUGCCUUCGACAUCGAACAGCAAAGUAUGGUGCUUGAUUAUACACAACUACAUCCAGAGUUGAUAUUGUGGGAGGAUCGCAUCAAGCUAUAG
This is a messenger RNA of Lichtheimia ornata, 255 nucleotides long. RefSeq lists its product as uncharacterized. NCBI's taxonomy places the organism in Eukaryota, Fungi, Mucoromycota, Mucoromycetes, Mucorales, Lichtheimiaceae. The transcript has a single exon. The record is from RefSeq and is a predicted model, not a curated record. Bases 1 to 255 code for a protein of 84 amino acids.